Molecule: messenger RNA, 937 nt
Organism: Vespa crabro (European hornet)
Lineage: Eukaryota; Metazoa; Arthropoda; Insecta; Hymenoptera; Vespidae
Product: carbonic anhydrase 1-like
Exons: 7
Coding region: 125-910 (261 amino acids)
Cellular component (GO): cytoplasm
Molecular function (GO): zinc ion binding; carbonate dehydratase activity
Source: RefSeq, a predicted model, not a curated record
UCGAUACGAAUCAUGGACGUCGUUAAUUAAUCAAAUGACGUGAUUCGUCAUUAAAAAUUUCAAUAUCAGUGUAUCAUUAAAGACAAAAUUUUCGAUUGGUUAUAAUUUCUAUUAAAUUUACAGUAUGGCACUUUUACCAGAAUAUUACAAGGGUUUGAUAGGUUUGGCAAAACGUGGACAAUCUCCGAUCGACUUGGACGACAAAAUAGUCCGUCCGAAACGAUAUCCACCUCUUAUGUUAAAUGGUCAUUGGAUGAACGACGGAGAAGCCAUUUUAGGAAACGAUGGGAACGUCGCGACCGUAAUUCUUGGUGGAAAUAGAAUACAAUCCACAGUUUCAGGCGGUCCGCUAUUAAACGACGUCUAUGAAUAUUUUAUUUGUAACUUUCGUUGGGGCGAGGAGAAUUGUAAUGGCUCGGAACACACUAUAAACGGCACUUGGUUUUCUAUGGAAGCUCAAAUGGUACAUUGGAAUCGAAAGUACCCUUCGCUCGAUGACUGUUUAAAACACAAAGAUGGCAUUUGCAUAUUAUCCUUUUUAUUUUUAGUCCCAUCGGGAGAGUGCGUCGAGGCUAAUCCACAAUUAGAUAAGAUUACUGAAAAUUUGAAAUACGUCGUAGACGCAGGAACGGAGACAAAUAUUCCUGCGAAUUCCUUAUGCUGGAUACGAUGGGCAGUUCGUUGCGAACGUUAUUACAGUUACCAAGGAUCGUACAACGAAGGUUCAUGCGGUAUUCUUGGGUAUCCCGAAUGCGCUACUUGGAUUAUUUUUCCAUUGAUGAUUACGAUAAGUCCUUCCCAAAUCGAUGCUUUUCGAAUGCUGAAGGAUGAAAAAGGUGAUCCUAUAAAAAAUAACUGCAGGAAAAUUCAAUUGUUGCGCGGAAGAAGAAUAUUCUUGGGUAUAUCUUAAUCUUUGAAGCAAGGUACUCAAUCGAAC